Magallana angulata is the source of this 3829-nucleotide messenger RNA. Its product is annotated as serine/arginine-rich splicing factor 4-like. Lineage: Eukaryota; Metazoa; Mollusca; Bivalvia; Ostreida; Ostreidae. The record is from RefSeq and is a predicted model, not a curated record. The transcript has 7 exons. The coding region runs from base 402 to 2687 and encodes 761 amino acids.
GAGAGCAAUCUGCGAUGUUUGUUUGCGAUGAUAUCUGAUGCUGUCUACUCUUGUGUAACGUUUAUAGCAAUGUAAUGAACACAAGAAAUAGGAAGGAUUAAUUCUGAUAUUGAGCUUUAUUAUUCAAUUGACGGUUCAAGCUUUAAAAUAAACAACAAAGCAGCUAGGAAGGAAAAUUGAAAAAUGGACACGCUCAACCAAACAACCAUAAAGUUUUGAUAUCGAAGGAAAAAUAGCUUUACCCAACCGGAAAAAGAGAACCGUGUUCUGGAAUUAUAAGAACAUAUUUUUAAAAAAAAACAUAUUUCUUAAAUCGCAAAAUACGAGAGCAAAUGCCGUGAAAGGGAGCGUGAGUUUUAAAAAGACCACCAGCGAAGCGUUGCUUUGACGACAUCGUCGAGAUGCAGGAGGGAACACGCCACGAGUCCGACAUAUUAAAGUCUGCCAUCAAAGAAGCCUACGGGAUGGACUUUGUUAACGCCAAACGGGUCCUCAAAACCAAGUUCAAACGGAAAAAUAGAGACGGCCUCACUCUUGCGGAUCGGAUACGGAUGAAUCGCUAUGGAAACGGGUCAGCCGAUGGUACUAGUGGCGAGAGGAACGACAGUGCCUUCGCUAGCGUUGACAUCGCUGAUUUCGCCAGUUUAGAGGAGAACGAGCGACGAUCCCCCACCCCAGAGCCAACGAUAUCUCGGGAGGCCGCAAAUCAACGCCAAACCCCACCCAAAAAACAUUCUCCUUCUCAUCCAGAUAUGGAGGACUCACCCAGUACAAGGAAGAGGCUGACAAAGCAAGGAUCGGGUAACUCUUUAUCAGCAACUCCACCUCUUCCACCUAUCAAAUCUACCCAGCCAAAGGCAGAUUCAAGAAACCGCAACGAAUCUCCUCUGAGACAGGAACACCAGGGAAAACCACGUGAACCUUUACCUCCAAUUCAAAAACCACGUGAUCCACAGCAAGGAGAUGAAGAGGAAGACAGUGAUCCAUCACGUCGUCAAGUCCAUCCACCCAGAGAUUCUCGAAAUUUUGAUCCCGACAUUGGAGUAGGCGUGGCUGUUGUAGGAGUGGAGAGAGCAAGGCAACGAUCUCGAACCCCACCACCAAGAGAAAGCAGGCGAGAAAGGUCUCCAUCUCCAAGAGUCGAGAAACACCGCCAGAGAUCAAGAUCUAGAUCAAAGUCGCCGAGACGAGAAACUGUGGCAGUUGUUGUUCACGCAAACAAUGAGCGUCGAAGAUCUCGGUCCGAUUCUAGAAGGCGGCAAAAGAGUCGAUCUGAUUCAGAAAAACGUAGACGGAGUCGAUCAAGUUCGAGGAGAAGAAGAAGUAGGAGUCGUUCAGAUUCUCGAAAGAGGCGCAGAAGUCGAUCAGACUCGCGUAAGAGACACAUUGUUGUGGUUACUCAUAACAACACAGACAGACAACGAAGUAGAUCAGAUUCACGAAAGAGAAAGCGCAGUCGUUCGAAUUCUCGAAAUAAAAAAUCUCCUCACAGAAGUCGUUCAAGAUCGCGAGGAAGACAAAGGAGUCGGUCAGAUUCAAGAAAAAGAAACAAGUCCCGUUCCAAAUCAAGAUCACCAAAACACAAACAUUCCAAAUCUCCAUCCAGGUCUCGAAAAAGAUCUCCAUCUCGGGAUCGAAAUUCCCGUCGAUCUAGAUCUCCAUCGCCAGAAAAAAGCAGAGGUCGCUCUAAAAGUCGCAAGAAAGACAGGUCUAAGUCAAGAACUCCGUCAGGGAAAAGAAAGAGGUCGAAACAUCGUAAAGACUCCUCUGGGUCUCUAUCCCCGGAAAUUAAUAUCAAUGUUGGUCGAGGUAAAAGUAGAGCACACUCUAAAAGUGAGAAAGAGAGAUCUACAUCUCGAAGUCGGUCUAAUGCCAGAAAGGCAAAGAGUAGAGCUAAAAAGAAUCGGAGCCCGUCUGAAGAAAGCGACGAGUCAAUACCAAGAAGUCCAAAGAAAAAGAGUCCCAAAGAAAAACCAAAGAAAAAGAAGACGAGGCCUGAGACUUCUGAAGAUGAAGAAGAGGAAGACUCGCCGAAGACAAGCCCCAAACGGAAAAAGGAAAAGGUUCCGGAAAAAAGGUCGAAACCAAAAAAGGGGAAAGCCAGAGUUGAAUCAUCGGACGAAGAUGAAGAUGAAGAAACUCCGAAAAGAAAACCAAGAGAGAUUAAAUGGGACCAUUCUUCUGAGUCUGAAAAAGAGAAUAAUCGCGAGAAAGAAAAUAAAAAGAAAACACCGAAAGUACCUAAAGCAGCGGUUCCGACGAAGGGCAAAUCGCCAGAGCAAAGGGCAAAACACUCAGCAAGAGAGUCUGUCCAUGCUGGCAACAGGCCAAAACCAGCGGUUCCUGAAGACAGCGAUGACAGCGAUGCUAUUCCAGAUGUGUUGUCUAGUCCUGUAGACACCAAACCGGCACCCCCGCCCGUGACCACCGCCGCACCCCCAAAAAGACAACCCAAACCGGAGACACCGGCACCCUACUUGGAUGACCCACCCCCGAGGGCCCCUCCCAAGGAAGACCCGGAGUUAUUGAACGCUAUCGCUCAGCUCGACAAGCUAGCCGACUACGACUUGAAAAAUCUGGCUGGGAAAGGCGAUAGCUCACCUGCUCCUCCCGUGGAUAAGACUAUCAUGAAAAAAGUCAUGGGUAGUGAGUUUCAGAAAAAUUUAGAUAAGUUUUUGUCGAGUUAGUUUAAUAGGGAUGUUUUUUUUUCAUCUUUCGUUUCCUGGCGAGUUGAUACUUAUUAUGCUAGAAUAUUAGUAGCUAUUUUUACCAAUGCUUAUCACAGCAUACAGAUAUGGUCGAUUUGACUAAUGGCUAUGUUUAUAUUACAGGUAUUAUAAGCAAUAUAAGGGGUAUGUGCAAUAUUUAGUUUAUGUAAGCUUCUAACAAGCACAUUACACUUAUGAUACAUAUACAUAUUUACCUCUAUUUAGAAUUUUUAUAAUUUAUUUCUGUAUUACAUUAACUAAUUGUUAUUCUUAAAUUCUGUCAAAAAAAAUUCUCUUUAAUUUGUUAUAAAAAGGAAGAGAAAUUACGUCAAGAAUUGUUAAUUGUCGAUCAGAAUAUGACAUAUGGAAGAUUGCUACAACCAUUUUAACAAGAGCUUUGACUUUGGGUAGUUGUGUUAAACAGCAAUGUGACGUAGGUCUCUCUAUUUCAUUGCUGACCACUGCUCUCUGAAAUCAACAAGAUUUGUCUUGCUUUUUAGCUACGACUACGCAAUCGGUGCAUAUUUCGCUUGAAACCGCGUCAUUUUUAACUUGCUUUGACGCAAGAAAAAGAUAGCUACGUCAUACUGAAAGUCCAAGGUCUUGUUAAAAUGGUUCUAUUUGGAAGUCUGACGUCUCUCAAUGUAGCUUAAGUUUCGAUCGGUCUGAUAUUGAUAUAAUCCAAACAAAGACAACCUAAAAGGUUUACAAUAAGACACCGUUGUGAAUUUUAUUUAUUUAAUAUGAACUAAACAUUGCUAAAUAAUACUCUUGAUCGCAAAUUUAAAGUUUAUAACGAAUGUUUAUAUAAAUAUUCGUACGUCGCCGCGGACAUAUAUCGAUUUGAAAUACAAUGUAGCUACAUCGUGAUUCGGUUGUAUCAUUAGCUAAAUGAUCUCAAUCCGAUUUUUUUUAAAAAUUUAGGAGAGAAAUACUCGAUUAAUGUAGAUAUAAGGUGUUGAGUUGUAUGCAUGUUAAUUUUUGAUUGAUUAAAUUAACCGCUGUAUUUGCUACAGCUGUUAUUUACACGUCAUUACUGCGUCACCUUUUUACGAAAUAGCCAAGAAUUCUGUGAUAAAGUACAUUUAAGUUUAUCUACAUUUGUGAGAAAAACAUUGAUU